Benincasa hispida (wax gourd) is the source of this 1211-nucleotide messenger RNA. RefSeq names its product FANTASTIC four-like protein (DUF3049) (gene FAF2). Lineage: Eukaryota; Viridiplantae; Streptophyta; Magnoliopsida; Cucurbitales; Cucurbitaceae. The record is from RefSeq and is a predicted model, not a curated record.
UCUCCUCCACAAGCUAAGUAUAUCUUCAAUUCCAACCAAAACCCAUCUCAUUUUUUUGUGUUUUGAGCUCAUACAAACUUCAAAGUUUCAAUCUUUUUGGCUAUUUAUUCAUACCCAAAUCUCACUCUUUUCCCCUCCUCUGUUUUUUUCUUCUUUGUUUUCGAAUUUGUAUACACCAAAAUAAUGUCGUCCAGUAUCUAUCAAGGGUUGCAAUCAUGUCUUAUGGAACCACGUGUUUUAAGGCUCAAAUUGACUCCCUGCAAAUCCAUUUCUUCCCCGCCGUCGGCCCAAGAACAAGAUUCCGAUCUCUCUGCUACUCAUGCUGACCUACAAUUUGAAACCCAUCUGAAAAUGGAAGAGAAUGAUUCCGCCGGUGCCGGCGCCGGCGCCGGAGAUUCUCCUGCAGAAAACAGAGUCGCUGGGAAUGACGGCGGGAAUGGUGUUGGUGGAUGGAGCUUUCUCCAAGCUCCGUCGGGUGUGGAUGGCCAUCCUCCGGCGAAGCAAUAUUCCCCGACGAUAGCGCUCAGCCAGAAGAGUCUUGAAAUGUGUACUGAGAGCUUGGGCAGCGAGACCGGCAGCGAUGGCAGCGAGAUUGGCGGCGACGAGAAAAUGUCUCUGUUUUCAUCCGACGAAACAGAGAUUUCUCCGUCGUAUAGCUCCGGCGGAAAGUCAGUUAAGUUUUCAAAGCUUCGAACGAAGAAACUCGUCAAGCCCAGUUAUCCUCCACCAUUGACGUCGAUGAGUGGGUCAAUGAGCGUGAAGGUGAAGCCUUAUCGGGAAGACGGGCGGUUAGUGUUGAAAGCGGUGUCGAUUCCAUCGACGAAGCCAUGUUUUGAGGUGGUGCGUGGCGGGGGAAGGCUGAGGUUGAGGUUGUUGAAGCAUUGUCUUUUGUUGAAUAGUUUAGAAGAAGGAGAGGAAGAAGUAGAAGAGAAAGGAGAGAGGGAGGAGGCUGAGAGUACCGAGAGCGGUGAGCGGCGGCGGAAGGGGAGGAGAUGCAAGGAAGGUGGCGGAGGAAGAAAAGAGUUGGUGAAUUGGGAGCCAUUUUUGGUCUCCACUUGAAGAACUUCUAUUAUUUCCCUUUUAUUCUCUAAUUUCUGACUAUGAUGGCUAUAUCAUGAUAUAUUUUGUAUGUUUGAUUUUGCAAUGUACAUGCUAAUUGCUAAUGGCAGUUAUUAUGGUUACUUUCUCUCUCCUCAAAAAAAAAAAAAAAA